This is a messenger RNA of Penicillium arizonense, 1311 nucleotides long. RefSeq names its product WD40 repeat domain-containing protein. The coding region runs from base 1 to 1311 and encodes 436 amino acids. The record is from RefSeq and is a predicted model, not a curated record. The transcript is spliced from 4 exons. Gene Ontology annotation, molecular function: protein binding. NCBI's taxonomy places the organism in Eukaryota, Fungi, Ascomycota, Eurotiomycetes, Eurotiales, Aspergillaceae.
AUGGCUAAUUUCUAUUUUUUUGAAGGGACUCUAUCGCGUAUCCUUGACUUUUGCGAGUUGGUCGGCGAAGAUAUUCAACUGCCAGAAUAUAUGGCUCAGUUCGCGGGGUUGCAUCGACGACAAGAUGAUCAAGUCAGUCAUAGUGAUGGAGGUUACUAUUCCACCGCCGACGUUGAAUCGAACUGGAGCGCAGAGCUACAGACUCUUGAGGGCCAUUCGGAUUCGGUUCAAUCGGUAGUAUUCUCGGCCGACGGCCGACUACUGGCUUCCGGCUCUAGUGAUGAGACAGUGCGACUCUGGGACGCCGCAACAGGCGUCCUACAACAGACCUUCGAGGCCUGUCUGAACUCAGUUUGGUCAGUAUCAUUCUCGCCUGAUGGCCGGCUAGUGGCGUCCGGCUCUAUUGACGAGAUAGUACGGCUCUGGGACACCGUGACCGGUGCCGGCCAUUCAGAUUUAAUUUGGUCGGUAGCAUUCUCGCCCGACAGCCGAAUGCUAGCAUCCGGCUCUAGCGACGAGACAAUACGGCUCUGGGACACAGCAACCGGCGUGUUACAACAGAGUCUUAAGGGCCAUUCAGAUUCGGUUCGGUCGGUAUCAUUCUCGCCCGACGGCCGACUGCUAGCAUCCGGCUCUAGCGAUAGGACAGUCAGACUCUGGGACACUAUAGCAGACGUUAUUCAACAGCCCCUCGAGGGCCAUUCAGAUUCGGUUCUGUUAGUGGUAUUCUCACCUAACGGCCGAGUGCUAGCAUCUAGCUCUUAUGAUAAGAUGGACAUUGCGACCGGCACUCUACAACAAACACUCGAGGGUCAUUCAGGCUGGGUUGAGUCGGUAGCAUUCUCACCUGACGGCCGGCUGGUGGCGUCCGGCUCCAGUGACGAGACAAUCCGGCUCUGGGACAGUGCGACCGGCACUCUACUACAAACACUCGAGGGUCAUUCAGGCUGGGUUCAGUCGAUAGCAUUCUCACCUGACGGCCGGCUGAUAGCGUCUGGAUCUUAUGACGAGACAAUCCGGCUCUGGGACAUUUCGACUAACACUCUACAACAAACGCUCCAGGGUCAUUUGGGUUGGAUUCAAUCGGUAGUAUUUACGCCCGACGGCCGGCUGGUGGCGUCCAGCUCCAGAGACAAGACAGUCCGGCUAUGGGACACCACGAGUGGUGCCUUGCACGAGACCGUCGGCGUCAACGGAGUAGCCACUAACCUCGAAUUCCUGCAAGAUGGUUUACGUUUGAGGACUAGUCUAGGAUUCAUCGAGUUUCAGACCAGAUGUGGCAAACAUGCCUCCAAAUCGCCUCUGCUCUGA